This is a messenger RNA of Wyeomyia smithii (pitcher-plant mosquito), 884 nucleotides long. Its product is annotated as protein lethal(2)essential for life-like. The record is from RefSeq and is a predicted model, not a curated record. NCBI's taxonomy places the organism in Eukaryota, Metazoa, Arthropoda, Insecta, Diptera, Culicidae. Gene Ontology annotation, biological process: response to heat; protein refolding. Bases 161 to 763 code for a protein of 200 amino acids. The transcript has a single exon. Gene Ontology annotation, molecular function: protein folding chaperone.
UCUCUGUUGCCCGUAUAAAUAGGGGAAACGUAGUUCGAGCAGCAAUCAAUUCCACAACAGCAAGUGAGAAGUGAAAAUCGCAAACGUUAGCACAUUCAAAAGUGUUCCAAAUCGUUUUAAAUUUUAGUGACACAGAAUAAAUCAGUGAAUUAAAGUCAAAAUGCCGCUCGUGCCAAUUUUGUUCCGUGACUGGUGGGAAGACUGCUGGGACACACCACUGCGAACAUCUCGGCUGAUGGAUCAACAUUUCGGAAGCGGUCUCACAGCUGAUGAUUUACUCACGGCUCUCACCUCAGCUGCAACUCUCCAGCAGAAUCGUCCUCGCUCGGGUUAUAAUCGAUUGUGGCGCAACAGCAGCCUCGCGGUACCUCAGGAUUCUGGAUCUACGAUUAACAUCGGCGGUGAUAAGUUCCAAAUAAAUCUAGAUGUUCAGCAGUUCUCUCCGGAGGAAAUUUCCGUCAAGGCAACCGAUAAUAGCAUUUUGGUGGAGGGAAAGCACGAGGAAAAACAGGAUGAACACGGAUACAUCUCCAGACACUUUGUACGGCGCUACAUGUUGCCCAAGGGACACGAUUCCGAGGCGAUCGUUUCAUCACUUUCUUCGGAUGGUAUUCUCACCAUCACGGCGCCGAAGAAGGCUUUGCCAGAACCAGAAGGGGCCAGAUCAAUUCCUAUUACACAAACUGGCGAACCGAUGAAGAAGGUAACUGACAAGUCGGGAGAAAAGCCACCAACUGAGGAGGCGAGCAAGGAUGGAAAAUAGAUUGAUUGGAUCCAAAGUUAUGCAUUUGGAAAUGUGGUUUACCAGAAUAACAAUGCUACCUCGAUAUAAAUAUUGUUCGUUCCUAAAUAUGCCAAAUAAAGUUUGAAAAGUUCUGUUAAAA